Molecule: messenger RNA, 3254 nt
Organism: Spinacia oleracea (spinach)
Lineage: Eukaryota; Viridiplantae; Streptophyta; Magnoliopsida; Caryophyllales; Amaranthaceae
Product: pentatricopeptide repeat-containing protein At4g11690
Exons: 4
Coding region: 310-2016 (568 amino acids)
Molecular function (GO): mRNA binding; protein binding
Source: RefSeq, a predicted model, not a curated record
CCUGAUUUCUCCCCCACUGACCCAGAGUCCCAGACCCGUUUGAUGGCCCGUCCAAACUUGAGCAGCUUCAGAUUUCAAAGUUUUGCCUUUCGCAAAUUCGCAUUUGGAGUGUGCGCAAAUUCGCAGUCUCUCUCAAGUAUCAACCUAACAGAAGGUAAUUUCCCCCUUUAAUUUCUGGCUUCUGAGCUCCAAAUUUUGUUUUUCUUUAGUAAUUUUGCAUGAAUUUCUGUAAUGGGUUUUAAUUUCUAUCAUCAAUUUGUUGAAAUAAUUACUGGGUUGUUAAAUUAAUCCUUCAAAUUUGAGUAGAAAAUGCAGAAAAUGUCAACAACAACAACAAUCAAGUGUUUGUUACUAAUUCAAAAAUUGGUGAAAACCCCUCCCAUUAAUGCAUUUUUACUGUUGAAAUCCUCAGCUCUUCAUGAAUUGGAACACACCCACAAUUCGAUUUAUUUGAUUCUGCAUUUUCUUAUUAGCUAUAAACUUUUACCUCAAGCUCAGUUUUUUACACUUCAAUUGCUCAAUGGUAGGAUCAAAUCAUCUUCACAAUUGAAUAAUGCAUCACUUAUUCAAAUUUUCACCAAGAAUUACCCAAUUUCCCACCCCAUUUGUGUUCUUCUUCAAGAAACUAUCUUUAAUUCAUAUAUUCAAGCCAAAAUGGGUGAGGAGGCUUUGAGUUCCUUCACUGAGAUGAUUAAUCAGGGUUCGGUACCGAGGUCGAAUUUGUUUAAUUCAUUGUUGAUUCUUCUUUUAGAAAGCAACAAUCUUGAAAAGGCUUGGUGGGUUUUUAAUGAAUUUAGGAGUAAAGUUGAAUUGGAUGAAUAUAGUUUUGGGAUUAUGGUUAAGGGUUUUUGCCAAGGAAAUGAUUUGAAAAGAGCUUUUGAUGUGUUGGGUGGAUUAGAAGAUGUGGGUAUGUCUCCAAAUGUUGUUAUUUAUACCACUUUGAUUGAUGGGUGUUGUAAAAAUGGAGAUAUUUCUAAGGCAAAGGACUUGUUCCGCAAGAUGGAGGAAUUGGGAUUAGUAGCUAAUCAACAUACUUACACUGUUUUGAUGAAUGGGUUAUUUAAGAAAGGGCUUAAGAAAGAAGGGUUCCAACUCUAUGAGAAGAUGAAGGCUUGUGGGACCUUACCUAAUAUUUACACUUACAACAGUAUGAUGAGUGAGCAUUGUAAAGAUGGAUUGUUAGGCCGAGCCCUCCUGUUGUUCGAUGAAAUGCUCGAGAGAGGUUUGGCGCGCAACAUUGUUACCUACAACAUAUUGAUUAGUGGCCUGUGCAAGGAGAAGGACCCUUUGGAGGCUGAGAAAUUGGUGACACAGAUGAAAAACUAUGGCCUAAGUCCAAAUUUGAUCACCUAUAAUACCCUAAUUGAUGGGUUCUGUAACAUUGGGAAGUUAGACAAGGCUUUGAGUUUGUUUGGUCAGAUGAAGUUGGAUGCUCAAAUGCCAUCUUUGGUGACAUAUAACACUCUUAUUUCAGGUUUCUCUAAAUCUGGAAAUUCCAACAGGGCUACUAAAUUACUCAGGGAGAUGGAAGAGCGUGGUAUCACCCCGUCUAAAGUGACAUACACAAUUCUAAUCGAUGCGAUUGUUCGAUCUGGUAACAUGGAGAAGGCAUUAGAGAUGUAUUAUUCAAUGGAAAAGGUUGGAUUGGUACCAGAUGCUUACACUAUUGGUGCCUUGAUAAAUGGAUGGUGUACCAAGGGUAGGAUGUUAGAAGCAUCGAAGUUGCUCAAAUCAAUGGAGAUAAUGCAUUUACAUCCAAGUGAUGUGAUUUAUAAUAUGAUGAUUAAUGGUUACUGCAAAGAGGGAAGUUCUUACAGGGCAUUGCGGUCCCUUAGAGAUAUGAGGGAACACGGAAUGGUUCCAAAUGUUGGUAGCUAUUGUUCAACUAUACAUGUCCUCUGCAAAGAUGGGAAGUUAAAAGAAGGUGGAGAAUUAGUUGAGGAGAUGGUGAGCUUGGGUCUGAAACCAUCAAACUCGGUCUACAAUGUGCUAUCUCAAGUGAAAGAAGAUGAUUGAUGAUUAUUCUGUAAUGCCACAAGGGUAGUUGAUGUCUUACAAGAUGGAAAUAGACAACCUAGUGAUCUAGCUCCUGUCAAUCUGUCACAGGUAGACCUGGUUAUUGGGCAUGGUAGCCCAAUGGCUAUAGGGUUAAGGUCAAAAUUAUAGGGGUUUUAUUGGACAGUGCUUUAUUGGACAGUGUCAUUAUUGGACAAGGUCGUUAUAGGGCCAACAAAAAACUUGACCCAACCCGUUAACGACCCUUUAUGAGGGGACCCUCUAUGACCCAACCUGCUUUUGACCCGCACCAACCCUGAACCGGCCCGCCCAAUAACCAGUCCUAGUCUCAUAGAGGAGUCAGAAAGGGGUGACAAGGGAGGAAAUGAACUUGUAGCUUAGUUUGGUGUAGCAGGGCCUCCAAAUCUGAGUGGAACAGCACAAGCAUUCUCGCCUGCAUUGAAUUCUCUAGGCUUGCUUUUUGUGGCAUUUACAGAUCAAAUUGAAUUCAGCUGCAGUCGCAUCUGCUGCAGGGCAAUCCCAAAAUCUCAUGACUCAGUACUAGUACGAGUAGCAACUUGUUUGCUCCACCAAUAAUUGGCUUGGAUCGCGUUCCAUACUUUAUCAUGGCAGAUAAAUGGCUACUACCAAGGUUGCUAAUGAAGAUAUAGGCACCGCAGCUCCCAAAUCAAAAAGAAGCUUGACAACUGGAAAUUCCCUAAGAUCUCCGUCAAUAAGGUUAUUAUGUAAGGCAAUGGUUGAUUUAAAUACAGGGGCACUAAAGGAGCCGGUUUUGGGAGAAACAACUUACUUUCAACCAUCUAUUGGGAUUCAGAGCACUGCAAAAUGGAAUGAGUUGCAAGUUCCAGAAGCUUGGAUGCGUAUAAAAGAGCCUAAAAAGAGUGGGAAUUUCUUAGAGACGCUUCCAGAUGGCCGUGUUAUAGUGACGUUUCCAUCAGAAAGAGAAGCAGAUGAUGAAGAUGAUCAAUAUGAUGAAUAGACAUGGGCAGAUGAUCAAGCGUGUGGGUGUCUCUAAAUAAGUUUCAGUUUCAGUUUCAGUUUCAGUUUCAGUUUCUGUUUCUGUUUCUGUUUCUGUUUCGGUUUCUGUUUCUGUUUCUGUUUCAGUUUCAGUUUCAGUUUCAGUACUGUUUUCAGUAUACAGGCCCUCUGUUGAUGCAUGUUGUAAAUUCAUUUGAAGCUUUGUUGAUCCAUGUUGUAUACACUUGAAGGAAGCUGAAUGUAAUUUGGUUCAGUUUUCA